AUGUCAUCAUAUGUUUCAUCUACUGCCCCUGCUUCUGACAAACCUUAUGGCAUUACCAAUAUCAAAGCCUACAUCCCUCCUCCGGAUGAUAAAAUUGUUGUUGCUGACAAGAAAGAGUGGGAACGUGUAGAUGCUCUUGUUAAAAUGUGGAUCUUUGGUACAAUCACUCAAAGCUUAACACAAUCUGUUCACAAGAAGAAUCAGAAUGUAUUUGGUUUGUGGGACUCCUUAGAAAACUUGUUUCGUGACAAUAAAGAUGCAAGAGCAAUUGCGGUUCCUGAAAAGAAUCUAGUCAACUAUACCAUUAAUGGUCUUAACCCAUGUUUUGAUCAUAUAGCUAGCAUUCUUCGUCAUCGCACUCCAUUCCCUUCAUUGCCGGAAACUCGAUCCAUCCUAGCUCUUGAAGAACAUACCAUGAAUCAGCUUCAAAACAGGUCAGUCACAAGUACACAUCAUGAUAACUCAUCAUUUCCUACUAUCUUGAAUGUUGAACAUACAUAUAAUAAUUACAAUUCUCUUGAUUUUCGUGGCAAUAACAAGUCCCGAGGUGGACGUUAUGGGGCUCGAAACAACCGUGGUGGUAGAAAUAAUCGUGGUGGUGGUCGUGGAAAUCAAUACAACAACAUAAAUUCGCAAGCAACCCCUUUUGGUUGGGGUUUCGGCUGGACUACCGCACCAAACAAACACUGUUUAUAUGUGACAACACGGGUGGACUAUAUCCCGUCACCACCACCUCUCCACAAGCAUUCCACACCAUUGCUCCAUCAAUAUGGCACCAACGUUUGGGUCACCCGGGUCAACAUGUUUUUCAACAUUUAG
Molecule: messenger RNA, 819 nt
Organism: Lactuca sativa (garden lettuce)
Lineage: Eukaryota; Viridiplantae; Streptophyta; Magnoliopsida; Asterales; Asteraceae
Source: RefSeq, a predicted model, not a curated record